AUGGCUACCACCUUCUCCAUCUUCUGCCCUUUCAUCAGCAUUCUGAGCAGGAGGAAGAGAGCAGAGUAUGAAUUGCCCUGGCCAAUCAUAGCAGGACAGGCAGCCGGAAAGUUUCUUCCUCUCUUUGACCCAGUUUUCACUGAAAGGAGUGCAGCUGAAAACAUAACCAAAGGAAGCAUUACGCUUCCAGAAAAAUAUCAAGAGGUGUCACAAGCAACAGUAGUAGCUGUUGGAUCUGGCUCUAGCAAGGGAAGGGUGGAGAGAUUCAACCAAUUAGUGGUGAAAGUUAGAGAUAAAGUUCUCCCAAAAUAUGGAGAUUCCAAAAUAGUUCUAGAUGAUAAGGAUUAUUUCUUGUUUAGAGAUAAUGACAUUCACAGGAAGUAUGUAGACUGAAAUCAUUAUUGAAAUGGC
Messenger RNA from Mustela erminea (ermine), 411 nucleotides. RefSeq names its product 10 kDa heat shock protein, mitochondrial-like. Gene Ontology annotation, molecular function: ATP binding; metal ion binding; protein folding chaperone. The coding region runs from base 1 to 393 and encodes 130 amino acids. Gene Ontology annotation, cellular component: mitochondrial matrix. The transcript is spliced from 2 exons. The record is from RefSeq and is a predicted model, not a curated record. NCBI's taxonomy places the organism in Eukaryota, Metazoa, Chordata, Mammalia, Carnivora, Mustelidae.